GACAAAGAAUCGUGUGAUAUUUAAGACUUAAGCAAAAUUUUUUGCUUAUUAAACAAGUUUUUAUAAGAUUUUUUUUAAAUUAAUUAAUCGGUCAAGAUAAAUCAUUCAAGCUAAGCCGUGUACAGUGUUAACAUUAGAAUUUAACAGAUUGUUUUAAUUAUUAUUAAAAAUGCCUGUUGCAUAUUUAACAAGACGUGAACAUUUUAGCGCUUGUCAUCGCCUACACAGUCCAUUCUUAGACGAUGAUACGAACAAAGAAGUUUACGGUAAAUGUAACAAUCCAAAUGGUCAUGGCCAUAAUUACGAUGUGUAUGUAACUGUGAGAGGUGAAAUUGAUCCAAGUACUGGAAUGGUAAUGAAUCUAACCGAUUUAAAAUAUGCAAUCAAUGUAGCUAUUAUGGAUCAAUUAGACCAUAAAAAUAUCGAUCGAGAUUGUCCAUAUUUUGAGAAUGUUGUAAGCACUACAGAAAAUGUUGCUAUUUACAUUUGGAAUGAAUUAAAGAAGGUUUUAGUUAAACCAGAAUUGUUAUACGAGGUCAAACUAUACGAAACAGAGAAUAAUAUAAUUGUUUAUCGUGGUGAAUAAAAUAAAUGGGGAGGGGAACGACGAAAAAAAAACCGAAGGAUGUUACAGAUCUAAUAUUUGUUUAUGUUUUUUUUAUAAAUUUUAUUAAAUAAAUAUUUUUUUA
This is a messenger RNA of Chrysoperla carnea, 689 nucleotides long. It is a transcript of the gene purple, whose product is annotated as 6-pyruvoyl tetrahydrobiopterin synthase. Bases 170 to 586 code for a protein of 138 amino acids. The transcript is spliced from 3 exons. Gene Ontology annotation, cellular component: mitochondrion. Gene Ontology annotation, molecular function: 6-pyruvoyltetrahydropterin synthase activity. Gene Ontology annotation, biological process: tetrahydrobiopterin biosynthetic process. The record is from RefSeq and is a predicted model, not a curated record. Lineage: Eukaryota; Metazoa; Arthropoda; Insecta; Neuroptera; Chrysopidae.